Molecule: messenger RNA, 2224 nt
Organism: Daldinia caldariorum
Lineage: Eukaryota; Fungi; Ascomycota; Sordariomycetes; Xylariales; Hypoxylaceae
Exons: 4
Coding region: 149-1786 (545 amino acids)
Source: RefSeq, a predicted model, not a curated record
GUUUUGUCACCCGCUUGCCUGACGCCUUAGUAUUUGGGCAGUUAUCCGUCGAGCUAUCCUUGGAUAUUUCUUCGGUGCCUACCUAGAGGCACUUCAUCUGAAUCCUGAUGUGGUUCUGAACGUUUCCUCGACACAGCUUUACUUAUCAAUGGCUACAAAUCAGUCAUCACCAGAUGCUGCACAACCGGUUACCGAAUGCCCCAAGAAGCGCUUAUUUGUUUGCUGCGAUGGGACGUGGAAGGACGCCGUCAACACUGCCGCCCCCCUUACAAAUGUUGCUCGACUUGCUCGAUGCGUCAAGGCCGUUUCCUUCAAAAAUGGUACCCAGAUCCUUCAAAUUGUGCAUUAUCAGACAGGGAUUGGCCGGGGAUCAUCCACAAUCGGGAGAGUUAUAGAUGGCGCUACUGGUAGAGGCAUAUCCACCAACAUCAGAGAUGCGUACAGCUUUUUAUGCCACAACUUUAACAAGGAUAAGGACGAAAUUCACCUUGUCGGGUUCUCUCGCGGCGCCUAUACAGUCUGCUGUUUAGCAAGGCUUAUCAAAGAUAUCGGUAUCCUUACCAAGUCAGGUUUAACCUAUUUUCCGGUUCUUUUCAAAAGGUGGAAAGCUGUUGUACACGAGAAAAAUUCCAAAGAAAAGUUUCAGGAGUUGGACAGCCUUCAUUCGUAUGUAGGGGAACUUGAGAGGGCGCUGCUUACUUCCAGGGGUAUCCGAAUUAAAUCCAUUGGGAUUUGGGACUCUGUAAGUGCUCUUGGGAUCCCAAUCCCCUUACAGUUUCCCCAGCCAGCGGAUAAUGCGUUUCGUUCUAUACGUGCAGUCAUACCUGACAACGUGGACCACUGCUACCAUGCUCUUGCUUUAGAUGAAAUCAGGAAGCACUUUGAGCCAGUUAUCUGGGAACCUGGACGUGCAACGGAAUCUAGCCGCGGAUUUCACCCGCCACUAUAUCUUAUGAAGCAGUGCUGGUUCUUGGGGGAGCACGGAGAUGUUGGAGGUGGGAACAUAGACAGCGCCUUACUUAGCGACACAUCUCUGAUUUGGAUGAUUGCUCAUCUAACUACGGCAGGCGCAGAUUUUGACAACCAGACGUUGUAUGAUUUGCUUGAGCCUAAGAAGCUUUUACUUGAGAAUGCUGCCCAGACUACCGACCAAGAUAGUCCCAGCAGCGCGAACUCCACUGCUACUUACCAAAAUGACUAUGAGGUAGAUUCCCCCCGACUACUACGCCGGCACUCUCAUACAAGGACAUCAGCAAAUGCUCCUAAGGAGAAGAUAAGUGGGGGGCUAUCUAGCCAAAGUUCGACAAAGAUAAGUUUUCAACGAGCACCGAGAAAAUUUGCUUGGGAAUUAUUACGCAGACUCAUGGGAACCCGGCGAAGAAAACCGGGAAAAGAGAUUGGCUGCGGACAGUUGAUACACUGGAGUGCACGCCUACAUCUCAGAGGAGGCCACUAUUCACCAGCUUUAAAAGACUGGACCAUGGUUCGAGCCUUCCAGGAGCAAGACUUUCUCAUGCUGGCUGAAGACGCGAUGAGCCGAGUGGAAAAGGAACUCAUCCAAGACUUGCUGAACCUUAAUAAGGCUCCGGUCAAUAAAGAGCAGGCAGACCAAAAAGAUCCCCGAGGCGGUAAAUUCCUGCAAUUUUUUGAAGAGAAUAAUGAAGAGAUACUAAGGCCUAGACGGUUAUAUGUUGAACCUCGGAUAAAACCACAGGUGAUGGAGAUGGACGAGGACAUUACACGCCACCAUAGGGAGCUAACCGCCGCCGCCGCCCGCACCGAGUAGGGGUUAAGGAUGCCAUCCUCAUACCUACCUUCCGUGGCUCAAGAAUAGUGUACCUGUUAUAAGUGGGAGACCACUGUAUUUUGCGCUGGUUAGUCUGGAGGGGGGUUAUAAUUUCAAUUACACGGUUUAAAAACCUUUCUAUAGAUACGAGGAAUUUAUUGGAGGAAUUUAACUAUCGUAGAUUUUUCCUUUCUCCAUAAGCUCUUCGACUAUUAAGUACCUGUUAUGAAUGCCAUUGUGAAGUGUCUUUAUAACACUUAAAUCUUAAAUUGUCAGACGGCGUUCCAUUAUACAAGUUGAGCUAUUCGAAGCAAGAUACCCAGUUAAAUUUCUAUUUGCCAGUUACAUACCUAGGUAGGUACCUAUGAGGUGGUAAUACCACUCAUGGUCAGAUAGACUGUAAUAGCACUUGUGCUAUUAAGAAAUACACUUUUGGCU